AUGUUCGUAAAAGAAUUUUACAGACAAUUUUAUGCUGGUCGGAUACAUCCAACAGAGGCCAACCAACUAGUCGAUAUAAGGCAAAAAGAAGGAGAACCUCUUAAAGAGUACAUCCAGAGGUUCAUGCGAGUAGCCGCUCGAGCCAAAUCAGUUAUAGAUGAGGGAAAGAUGAUGGCCAUUACCGCAGGGGUGCAGUGCCGGUCCCCACUCUCGAGCGUCCUAAGAAAAAAUGGAGUCAAAAGUACUCAAGAAUUCUUGGAUCGAGCAGACAAAUACAUAAAGUUGGAGGAGGCUAUUACCAAUGAAGGACAGUCUCCAAAUGCCAACCAGUACAAAAAAGAAGAGUCGACCAAGGCUGUUAGUGGGUCUAGCGAACCCAACAAUAAUAAUGGCAACAAUAAUAACAAAAAAGGAGGAAAAAGGGCAAACAUUGAGCAGACAACGUUUGAUAACAAGCGCCCUAAGAAGAAUAGGCAAACAAGGAACUCAAACAAGCAAUUAAGCACACAAUCCAUUAAUUACCAACCAACUGCGAAAAAAAAACCAAUACAAUACAUCUUCACAAAAUAUCGAGCAACUCCUCAACCUGGAGUUCCCCCUGAAGAAGCUGGGGUUGCAGUAGCUGCUGAAUCUUCUACUAGUACAUGGACAACUAUAUGGACUAACGGGCUUACCAGCCUUGAUCGUUACAAAGGUCGAUGCUACCACAUUGAGCCCGUUGCUGGAGAAGAAAAUCAAUAUAUUGCUUAUGUAGCUUAUCCCUUGGACCUUUUUGAAGAAGGUUCUGUUACCAACAUGUUUACUUCCAUUGUGGGUAAUGUAUUUGGGUUCAAAGCCCUGCGCGCUCUACGUCUGGAAGAUUUGAGAAUCCCUCCUUCUUAUACUAAAACUUUCCAAGGUCCGCCUCAUGGGAUCCAAGUUGAGAGAGAUAAAUUGAACAAGUAUGGCCGCCCACUAUUGGGAUAUACUAUUAAACCUAAAUUCGGGUUAUCCGCUAAGAAUUAUGGUAUAGCAGUUUAUGAAUGUCUUCGCGAUGGACUUGAUUUUACCAAAGAUGAUGAGAACGUGAAUUCCCAACCAUUUAUGCGUUGGAGAGACCGUUUCUUAUUUUGUGCAAAAGCAAUUUAUAAAUCACAGGCUGAAAUAGGGGAAAUCAAAGGACAUUACUUGAAUGCGACUGCAGGUACAUGUGAAGAAAUGAUCAAAAGGGCUGUAUUUUCCAGAGAAUUGGGAGUUCAUAUCGUAAUGCAUGAUCCGAAACCAUAG
Messenger RNA from Humulus lupulus (European hop), 1266 nucleotides. Its product is annotated as ribulose bisphosphate carboxylase large chain-like. The transcript has 3 exons. Bases 1 to 1266 code for a protein of 421 amino acids. Gene Ontology annotation, biological process: carbon fixation. NCBI's taxonomy places the organism in Eukaryota, Viridiplantae, Streptophyta, Magnoliopsida, Rosales, Cannabaceae. Gene Ontology annotation, molecular function: ribulose-bisphosphate carboxylase activity; magnesium ion binding. The record is from RefSeq and is a predicted model, not a curated record.